Messenger RNA from Apis dorsata (giant honeybee), 3034 nucleotides. It is a transcript of the gene Vmat, whose product is annotated as synaptic vesicular amine transporter. Lineage: Eukaryota; Metazoa; Arthropoda; Insecta; Hymenoptera; Apidae. The record is from RefSeq and is a predicted model, not a curated record. Gene Ontology annotation, molecular function: serotonin:sodium:chloride symporter activity. Gene Ontology annotation, cellular component: synaptic vesicle membrane; terminal bouton. The transcript has 12 exons. Gene Ontology annotation, biological process: transmembrane transport; aminergic neurotransmitter loading into synaptic vesicle. The coding region runs from base 850 to 2427 and encodes 525 amino acids.
CUUCUUCGAUCGAUGAUUCGUUCGUUAACAUCCGACUCCUCGGUUACGAGACGAUUGGAAACGAAAAAUAGAAAUUGUACAUUGUUGGAGAGGAAGAACCCCUCGAGAAGAAGGUGGGCCAGAAGAUGAAAGAGCCGGUAAAGAGUUCUUUCUAGUAGAUAUAGAGAGGAACUGCUCGCGGUCAUUCUUCGCCGUAAUUACCGAACAGAUAAGAGAAUGAAACACGACGAAAAGAACGGAAAGCAAAGCUGCGGAGAGCGUGGUGAAGGAGGAGGAGGAGGAGGAGGAGGAGGAAGCCGAGCAAAGUGGUAAGAGAAAAAUCUUCUUCGGUCCUCUUCGAGAAUAAUGCACGCACCCAGGGGACCUGGCUUUCAGGAAAAUGCUGAUUGCUUCUCUCUCUCCAUCUCCACCGCCACGCCCCCCUAUCACCUCUCCCUCCGUUAACUCUUCGCGAUUUCUACUAUCGCCGAUUCUCUUCUUCUCCUUCUUCGACCGUUCCCCAUCCUCUCUUUCUCGGCCUCUAUCCCCCUUUUUCCUUCUCUCUCUUCGUCGUCGCUACCUUAUCGAUACUGUUUCACUUGUUCUCUCAUCUCCAGGGACACCCGCAUAUCUAUCCGCAUAUAAAGACGAUUUUCUGGAACGAUGUAUGAAUUGUACUGUGGAAAAUGGAAAUCUCGUGGAGUAUAUAUAUAUAUUCAUAUACGGAACAUUGAGAAAUUUUGAGAAUGCAUGAAAAGAAGAGAUUUUAGAUGCAUGGUUGAAACGACUGGAUGAUCGAGAGAGAGAGAGAGAUAAUGAAUAAAUGCAAGAUCGUCCGAGGAAACGGGAGAGGCGAAUCACGGAGCGAGAAUGGGCGGCGGAGAAUGGAACGGUUGGUUGCAACGAUGUCGAGAAUCGCGAAGAUUGGUCCUCGUGAUCGUCGCUAUUGCUCUACUUUUGGACAAUAUGCUCCUGACCACGGUCGUUCCAAUUAUACCAGAGUUUCUGUACGAUAUCAAGCAUCCGAAUGCAACGUUGAGCCAACAUUUCGAACAAAGUGGACGAGCAACGGUCACCGGUGUUCAUCCAACGAGUAUCAAUAUCGUGACCUCCACGAGCCCGAGUGUGACAACCACGCCGAAAUGCCUUUGCGCUUCGACAACCAAAACGAAUGAUUCUCAAUUGGAAUUUCUUUACCCGAGCACAUCCCCGUCUAGCAUCGAGUCGACGACGAUGGGUUUGCUUGGGACCACGAGCAGCGGCGAAACGGGUACAACGAUAGAAUCGGAGGAAAAACAACGACACCGCGAGUUGCUUCAGGAAACGGUUGCCGUUGGUAUAAUGUUCGCCUCGAAGGCUUUCGUUCAAUUGCUGGCAAAUCCGAUCGUCGGCCCCCUUACCCACAAGAUCGGUUACAGCAUACCUAUGUUCACCGGUUUCAUUAUUAUGUUCAUUUCCACUUUGAUAUUCGCAUUUGGACGAAGUUACGGCAUUCUUUUCUUAGCAAGAGCCCUUCAAGGUAUUGGUUCGUCGUGCUCGAGCGUAUCUGGUAUGGGUAUGCUGGCUGAAAGAUACCAAGAUGACAAAGAGCGUGGAAACGCAAUGGGUAUCGCGCUCGGUGGAUUGGCCCUUGGUGUUCUCAUAGGUCCACCAUUCGGCGGUGUAAUGUACGAAUUCGUUGGGAAAUCUGCUCCGUUCUUGAUACUUUCUGCUUUGGCACUUGGUGAUGGAAUUUUACAACUUUUGGUGCUUCAACCGUCCGUCGUAUACACUGAAGCGGAUCCACCAUCGCUAAAAACACUCAUCACCGAUCCUUAUAUCGUUUUGGCCGCUGGCGCAAUAACAUUCGCCAAUAUGGGUAUCGCUAUGCUUGAGCCCAGUCUUCCAAUUUGGAUGAUGGAUACGAUGUGUGCAAGUAGAUGGGAACAAGGUGCUACGUUUCUGCCGGCAAGCAUUAGUUAUUUAAUCGGAACUAAUCUUUUUGGACCACUUGGGCAUAGAAUGGGCAGGUGGUUAGCUUCAUUGAUCGGUCUUGUUGUGAUUGGUAUUUGCUUGAUGUGUAUACCGCUAGCUAGAAGUAUCAACCAUUUGAUCGUACCUAAUGCAGGCUUGGGAUUUGCUAUUGGUAUGGUGGACAGUUCGAUGAUGCCCCAAUUAGGAUAUUUAGUGGACAUACGACAUACUGCUGUUUAUGGAAGCGUGUAUGCCAUUGGAGAUGUUGCGUUCUGCUUAGGUUUCGCAAUUGGACCUGCUUUGAGUGGUACAUUAGUCAACAGUAUUGGUUUUGAGUGGAUGUUAUUUGGCAUUGCUAUUUUAAACUUUAUUUAUGCUCCAUUGAUGUACUUUUUACGAGCACCGCCAACGAAAGAAGAGAAAAAGUCAUUGAUAAUUGGCGAAAAAUCGUCUGUACGUUACGUAACGUAUCAAAACGAGGAGGAAGAACAAUAAUUGAAAGGAUGAUUUCGAAUACAAAAUACGCAGUUCACUCCCUGCAUUCUUGAGAUGGAACAACGAGUUAAUACGAUGAAAGAAUUCUAUGUCGAUAAUGUUUCCAAAAAUAUAAUUAGACUAAAUAUUAUUUACUCCUUUGUUUAGCGCAAACUGUAUAUAUACAUGGUACAUAGUAUUAGAUCGUAAGAAUAAGUGUGUGCGUUCAAAAAUCGUAUGCGUCGAUGACGCAUUAGCUAACAGAUAUAUUGAUUGAUCGAGGCACCGAAGUAAAGAUACAUUGAUAUAUCAUCAAAUAUCGUCAAAUAUGCGAAUUUUUAAUCAGUUGAGAUAUUGUCGAUCUUUCAAAGAUCAUUAAUUUUUAUUUAAAUGGAGAAUCACCUGCUUUGGAUUCCCUGAAUGGCUGCAGGGAAACCGCAAUAAUAAUAAAAAUAAUUAUAAUAAUGAGCAGGUAUGAUGAAGAAUUCUCCAAAUUCUUAAUAAUUAAAUCGAAUCGGAUGAAAAAUUUAAAUAUUGUCAUGAUUAUCUUUUUUACUUAAACAAAAUCAUGGAGGGAGGCGGUAUCUCAACGAUUGGAAAUUCGCAGCUUUGUUUUUAAUGAGGAAGG